AUGAAUAUGUUGGAUGAUGAAGAUGACCAAAGCUUUCACGCUACGCGUGACGGCUACUCCCAUUUGAGCGAUGUCGAAUGGGAUGCGGUUGAACGAAUGGGUUCGACCAUGGGCAUCCAUGCUGUUAGCGUCAUGCUAGAGGCUCUCAAUAGAGAUGCCCAACAUGCUACUAUCGCCAAGUUCAUUCAAAAUGAACUUGACGCAGAACGCGAGAAAGUAGCCUUGCUUCACCAACAAGGUUCUCAACAAGCAGAGUUGUUGAGAGAACAAGGUGCUCAACAGUUUGAACUGUUGAGACAGCAGCAGGCUGCUGCUGGCGGGUCGAUGCACUCGCGUCGGCCCGAGACUUUGAAGAUUGACAUCUCAAAGGCGCGUCGCAUCGACGACGGGGAUAUGCAAGUUGCAUUUGCCCAGUCAAAUCUGGCAGGACGUGCCAAGACUUGGGCACUGGGGCUCAAGCUGCACGACCCAUACGCGUUUGGGUCGUUGGAAGUCUUCAAGUCGCGGCUCAGACAAACGUUUGAACCGCCUAGAGCUGAGUUCAGAGCUCGAACCGAACUCUUGAAGCUCAAGCAGGGUAAGCGUGAUGUGCACGCUUACGCUCAACAUAUACGACAUCUCACGAGUUGUAUAAGUUCCAAUCCGGUGGAUGAACACACGUUGGUUUCGGUGUUCAUGCAGGGUCUUGCGGAUGGUCCCGUCAAGACUCACCUGUUCCGGCUUGAACUAGAUUCACUAGAACAAGCCAUUUCAAUUGCGGAGCAGGAAGACUUCAGUCUGAGACAGGCUCGCGCCAGCUCGACAUCAUAUCGUCAACCGAGACGAUGA
This is a messenger RNA of Peronospora matthiolae, 828 nucleotides long. NCBI's taxonomy places the organism in Eukaryota, Oomycota, Peronosporomycetes, Peronosporales, Peronosporaceae. The record is from the annotation of a GenBank genome assembly.